Rosa rugosa (rugosa rose) is the source of this 917-nucleotide messenger RNA. Its product is annotated as CST complex subunit STN1. Gene Ontology annotation, cellular component: site of double-strand break; DNA replication factor A complex; chromosome, telomeric region. NCBI's taxonomy places the organism in Eukaryota, Viridiplantae, Streptophyta, Magnoliopsida, Rosales, Rosaceae. The record is from RefSeq and is a predicted model, not a curated record. Gene Ontology annotation, biological process: nucleotide-excision repair; DNA replication; double-strand break repair via homologous recombination. Gene Ontology annotation, molecular function: nucleic acid binding. The transcript has a single exon. The coding region runs from base 243 to 740 and encodes 165 amino acids.
AAUCGACUUCAACAGGGUUUUGCUUGAAUCUUAGAACAAAACUCAAAAAACAUGAUGAACCUUCAGCAUUACGUCAAUCACAGUCAUCUCUAUCCAUGACUGCGACUUCUGGUUUCAUUGUCAAAGGGAAGAACCCAUAUGGUCCUCAAUUUGCAACCACGUGAAUUCAUGUGCCAUUGUCAAAAUUCUAACUUUCUCCGCGAGCAAAUCAAACCCAGAUCAAAUUUACAGUCUUGUUACUAAUGGAUCAUCACCCCCUUCACAACACCCACGUAAAGCUCUUAGCUUUCGACUUGCUCACUCUCGCCCAAACCUCCUCCUCCGACCCAACCUCCUUCUCCCGCAACGGCCUCCUCCUCUCACGCGCCGAGGCCGUCGGCACCGUGACCUCACGCGACCUCAAACCCAACAAGUUCCUCCGCUUCACCAUCGACGACGGCACCGGCUGCGUCAGCUGCAUUCUCUGGCUCAACCACCUCACCUCCCCUUACUUCUCCCGACGAAGCCCACCAGAUGUUCGACUCAUUGCCUCAAUGGCCGCCCGUUUCGCCGCCGACGUCAGCCUCGGAGCGGUGGCCAGAGUGCGCGGGAAAAUCUCGAGCUUCAGGGGUGAAAUGCAGAUCACUGUGACCGAUGUUGUGAUCGAGAGGGACCCGAAUGCGGAGAUGUUGCAUUGGAUUGAGUGCAUGAGGUUGGCGCGGAAGGUUUACAAUGUGGUUGCUACUACUCCUUCCAAAUAGUUUUGUUUGUUGAACAUUUUGAUUUGUAUGAAGAGUUAUGGAUUUGCAUUGGCUUGAGUAUCAAGUUUCUUAUACUAGUUUGCCAAGAAUUUUGCUUUGUAAUUUUGUUUAACCCUCUGCUUAAUUUUGAUGGAUGCCAACAAGGGUUUGUAGUUUCAUUUUACUGCGGAAUUAUUA